AGCAGCCGAUGCGCCGCCGCGGAAGGCUCCCUCUGAUUAAAUUCAGUUCACUUCCAUCUCUCGUGAGAAGACCACGUUUCGCGCGAAUUCGGUUCGCUCCAUUGUUAUGCUCGUGCAACAAUAAGAUGCCGGCUGAUAUCAUGACGUGCCGUGCUGAGCAUUUCGGUCCGGGCAUCAGCAAGAAAAGCCGCGACGCCGAAGUGAAAAAGGGGUUUAUGGUGUUCUUAGGACCUGGCGGGAUACGCCAGGACGUCAGGGUUGUCGUGUACAGAACUUCUCUCGAACAUUUCGCCGUAAUAUACCCCAGGAAGCGUCUAUCGAAGCCGACAGGGGUUGUUAAUCUGAGAAACACGACCGUGGAGCGGGUCGAGAAGGAUAGUGGGUUUUUCGUCAGGCAAAAGGGUUAUGACAAUGCCAUAUCUGCCAAAUUCCUGUGCUCAGAGCGGGAUCUAGAAGCGUGGAUCUCUGCCUUUUCGAGCCACACACCAGACGCGUGCCAACACAAUAGUCUACCAGUUUUACUCGAAACAGAAGAGGCUUAAAUGACAAUGUUUGGCCUCGAUGUGCGUUAUCGUGAGAAUAACUAUCGAGGUUGUGUUUAUUUUGCAAUGGGAUGCGAAAAGUGAAAGCAAGUUUUUUGCGAUAUGAAAGUUUAUAGGUAUUAUUCAAUUAUAACACCUACACGAGUGAGCUUGAAAAUGAAUGUUAUCGAACGAGUUUGGUAAAAGGAAAGUAAUGAGUGCUAAUAAUGUACUAUAAAUAAUUUACCAUUUGUUCAAUUGAACAUAAAAUUAAGGUGCAAGGAAGACAGGUCGUAUGGAGAUCAAAUAAAAUGAAAAAAAGUAUGUUUAAUAUAGUCUAAUUUUGAGGCUCUUUGUACUAAUAACAUCGAUAUAAUGAUUGAUAUAUAUAUAUAGAUAACACUUAUUGUAUAGAGCCUGUUUUAUCUCAUUACAUCGCACAGAGCAAUUAAGAUGUAAAUGGUCUGAUAACAUAAUUGAAAGGUUUUAUCUUUUAAGCCAAAUGGGUUGAUCUGUACGCGAAUGUCUGGCAAUCAAGUUACGGAAUUUAUAAUAUUUCCUUUAAUAAAGUUAUUAAGAUAAAUAGAUAUUAAACAAGAUUAAAUUGAUUCUUAUUAAAAUAAUAUACCUAACUAGGUAUUUGGAAGCACUACUUUUGUAAUAUUUUGUAAACAAAAAAAAUUUUAAUUCUGGAAUUUUCUAAUAUUUAGCGAUUCAAAACGAUGUCUUACAACUAUGUACAAAACAAUAUCUUUGAUUCACAUUAUUUGAAUAAAUUAAAAUACAAUUUUUUAUCUGUUCAUAAAAAAAUAUAGAUAAGUUUAGGUAAUAGGUUUAAAAAAUACGUCAAAAGCGAUUUUUCAUUGUUAUUAUCACUAAUUUUUAAAUUUGUUGACUUUCAGGAAAUAUAUAAAAUUAACCUUAUUGCAUUAAAAAGUAAUAAAAGAGAUAUAAAAGCUCUCCUUCUAUUGUAUAACUUGCAAGAUGUACUGGUAAGUGCUAAUAAGUAGGUACCUACGUAUCUAUAAGACCCUACGUUUUAAAUGUAAGGCUAUGCAUUACAGAAAGAGUGCAAUUGUUCAAAGGGGAAGAUAUCCUCCCCCAUACAUUUUUUUAAUCGCAUUAUGUAGGUGCAUUUGCGAAUGAGUAAUAUACUUAUAUUUUUUACUUCCUAUACAUUGGCCUCUUUUCAAGAUCGUGUUUUUUUUUUGUUUUUGCAUUGCAUAUUGUUGUUUUUUUAAACUAAUUAAUAAAAUAAAAAAAAACAACAGAACACAGUCCAAACUAAUCUUUAUUUUGCGUUCGUUCGAGUUAAAAACUAUGACAAUAUGACAUACGUAAUACCUACGCUACUUCUUCAUUUUUCAAAAAAUAUUAAAAAUUUUAUAAUUGUUUGUUUCAGUAGGUAUAUAUUUACUUAAAUACUGUUCAGGCAUAAGAGUACUUACUUAUACUAUUUUACAUACAACCAAUUUUUAUUUACCUACAAAACUUAAAAAUAAUCACUGCCGUAAGGUUUUCCUAAAACACUCUACUGCAAGAAUACCUAUUUGUGUCAAAUGCCGCCACUUUUAUUACUUUUUUACAACAAUAACAUGUAAUUUAAAUAAUGAGACAUUUUUAAGACAAAUAAUUUUAAUUGUGAACUGGUAAAAAUCAUUAAUUUAUGUAAUUUCUAAAACAUUAAACCCGGUUGAUGUAUUUUUUUUUGCAAUCAUAUUUUUUGGCCGACCGUCAAAUAAUUUUAAUCUACGGCCUGUAUCAGUCGUUUGUAUGUUGGCAAAUGGCUACCCUUGUACUACUCCCCUUUUAUUAUAGACAAUUUAAAGAGGAACUUCGAAAAUAAGCUGUAACUGCCAAAAUGGUAAAAUUAUUGCUACCAAUCAUUUCCCGAAAGAGACUAUAAACGCAUUUUAGAGCAAUUAUAGGAAUGGUAAAUUCCUAUUUUCUCUGGGCUCUAGACUUGUAACUUUUAAUAUCAGAAAUGGAAUCCACAUGCACUUUAUGUUCCGAAGGGAUAAUAAAAGUAAAACAUUCACUAAGUAUUUGCAUAAAAUGUAUUAUUUUUUGAACUGACGUACUUUCAAACGCGAUAGAGUCGUUCGCUACUUUUCUACUAGGUGUAUUUUCUUUCCUAAACCUGUAUAAAAUAGGUAAAUCGGGCCAACCUUUAUCUGUUGACGAGCAGUCUAAUAGUUAACACGCAUGCGUUAAAUGCAGACAGCAGAGAUCGCGACGCGUGUGUGCAAAGACCUCAUUUUUAGGUACCUAUUCAUUUUGAAAAGCCCGUCAGCCAUCUUUUUUGUCGUCAUUUUUAAUAGAACGUGUUGAUUAUGUAAAUUGUAAAGUAUGUGCGCAAUUCAAUCAAGGAUAUUGCAUAUAUAUGCAUUUUGAAUGAUUGCUUACGUUAUAAACAUUCGAUUUAUUUUAUCGAUUAUUGGGCAAGCUUUGGGUAAAAAAUACUCGAAAUAGUGCUACUUAUAGUAUCUGUAGGUAAAUAACGUACCUACUUAUGAAUAAAAAUAUAUCGUAAUAAAUAAAAAUUCUAAUUGUUAAAAUUCUGCAAAACUUAUGUGUGGUAAUCUUGUUAUUAUCCUGAAUAACAAGCAAAAAAAGCUAUUGAUUACUUUUUCAGCAACCAAUUUAUGUAAAUCAAAAAUCAACAUCUAAAUAUGAAUUUAAUCUUUCGAUAUUGUUAAUGUCAAGUUCACACGAGUGUCUUAUAAUAAAUAUAUUUGCAAAUGCUGGUCUAUAUAUUAGGUACUUGCUCUGUGAUGCUGGUGGCAGCAUAGCACCCUUUAUUUUUGUUAUUUUUCGAAAUUAUUGUCAAUUAUUAUUAUUUGUUAUAGCUCUUUUGCAAUGUUUAAAAAUAAUAUUCAGAUAGUUGAAACAUUUUAUUUUGAAGAAAGUUUAAAUUUUGAAUUUAUGAACACAAAACCAAAUACAUAUGGUAAUUAAAUUUAAAGUGUAAGAGCCUUCUAAAUGUCGGAAAGACCAUGUAUGAGCUUAUAAAAAUAUGUGAUGUAACAAGGCGAUAAAAAAUGUAAUGUUAUUAAAAUAUAAGGACAAAUAAAGGCGGACUAUAAUACGAAAGUUCUAGAACU
This is a messenger RNA of Colias croceus (clouded yellow), 3625 nucleotides long. RefSeq lists its product as uncharacterized. The transcript has a single exon. The record is from RefSeq and is a predicted model, not a curated record. Lineage: Eukaryota; Metazoa; Arthropoda; Insecta; Lepidoptera; Pieridae. Bases 9 to 542 code for a protein of 177 amino acids.